Chelonoidis abingdonii (Abingdon island giant tortoise) is the source of this 7108-nucleotide messenger RNA. RefSeq names its product coiled-coil domain containing 141 (gene CCDC141). The record is from RefSeq and is a predicted model, not a curated record. NCBI's taxonomy places the organism in Eukaryota, Metazoa, Chordata, Testudines, Testudinidae.
AAAGCCUACACAGGAUAUGUGGAUUCCUUUCUUAGUUAUUAGGGUCGCUAUACAUUGUAAUAUUUUUGAGUAAUCGGUGUUAGCUGAGCUCUUUUGCUGAAUGAAUCCAAGUAACCCUGUUUCUUGCCUUCUGAAAUGACCGGUGCAUAUAAGUGUAUUGAGGCUGUGGUAAUGUAUGAAGUCCAAUUCUGAAACACCAUGUCAAAUGAAGGCAGCUCUGGUGAGCACCUUUCUACAACAACAGUCAGUUCAGUUGCUGUUCAGGCUGGAGAUUCCAGGAUUGUUAUCGCUAUACUUAAGUGUGGGAAAUGGGUGCAGUUUCAGCUGACUGAGUCAAGUCCAAAUGUAUUGGAAAUUGGCAGCAAUCAAGAUGAGACCAAAAAACUACUACAAGAUCAUGAACUCCUCCUGGCAAAACUUAAGUCUUUGGAAGAUCAAGUAUGGGACCUGUUACGUGAAGCAGACAAGACUGCAGAGGAAAACCAAGAGCAAAGCCAAGUGUAUGAUGCCAUGGCACAAACUCUGGGGGAUGCCUGGGAUGCCCUCGUCGUUAUGCUAGAGAAGCGAAGAGCACUUCUGAAACUUACUGCAGUGUUUUUUGAAAAUGCUCUGGAGUUUGCUAUUAAAAUUGACCAAGUGGAGGAUUUCCUUCAGAAUGCCCAGGAGUUUGAGAACACUGAAUCUUUGAAAAAUCUCCUUCAUCAACAUGAGCAUCACACAAAAGAGCUCUUGGAAAAGUCACUGGCCCUUUUAAACAAAAGCCAUGAGCUGACUGAAUUCAUAGAAGAAUUCAAAUCUGAUGGGCCUAAUGUAAACUCUGAGUUGAUUCAAGGAGCCCACAGCAGCUGCUUGAAAAUUGGCAGUCUCCUUGAGCUGCUACAAGACAGGAGGAGGCAACUGGACAAACAUCUGAAGCAGCAACGCCAAGGACUAGAGCAGGUUCUGCAAAUUUGUCAUUGGCAUCACCAAGAAAACCAGGUAACAUCUUGGUACAGGAAAAAUAUGAGUGAUUAUCUACAUAAGCAAAAUCUAGGCUCAUCUUUAACAGAAAAUGAAGAGCUACUUCAUGAGCACAUGGAAAUGGAAUUCAAGGCUAAGGAAUGGAAUUCCACUGUGGAAAAAUUAAAAGCGGAAGCACUCACGAUUCUGUUUUCAGAGGACUACGCAGAAAAGGAACAUCUGAAGCUUUCAAAUCAGAAAAUAAAUCUGUUGCAAGAAGAGUUGUGCCAUCGUAUGGAGGAAAGGAAAACCUUGUUACAAGAGGCCAAUGACUUCUUUAGUGCUGCUAACAAGGCAUUUGAUGUUCUUGGAGGUAUUGAAGCUUACCUUAAGCUCCUUAACUUGGAGGGUUUAAGUUUGCCUAUCUUGGCAAUGAAGCAUGAGGAAUUACAGGGAGAAAUUAAAGACUGCACAGCUGAUGCUUUGCAGAAGGGAAAAGCCUUAGUUAGUAAAGGAGAUUCCCACAGCUCUUGGAUGACUGGAAUUCAGGAAAUGAUAGAAUAUGUUCAGAAAAGAGUGGAUCAACUAAUCAGACAGUGUCCUGCUUACAAAGAACUUGCUUUAAAGAAACAAGGGCUCACUGCCUCACUAGAAGAUUAUCUAAAGAAGGUAUCAUUGUCAAUUAAAAAAGUCAGUCCGAUACUUGCAAUCAGUAUGGAUCCUGGUUCUUGUUUGACUGAGUCAGAGAAAGUUUUGAAUGAAUACCUAGAACUGUCCAAUCAAGCAAAGGAAACAUCACAUGAACUGGAAGCAGCUGUGAGACUUAUUAAUGAAGUGGAAGAAUUUGAACCUGCAGAGGUGGCAGCUUUCUCUAGCAAAGCUGACCUUCUAAAUGAAGAACUGACAACUCUUAACAAAAAUAUUAGUUCAAAACUAGAUGUUCUAAAAGCUUAUGUGGCAUUUUUAAAGUCAGUGAAGGAGGUAAAUGACCAAGCUCAAAGUCUGAAGGAAUUCUAUAAAUCUGAGCCUGUGCAAACAAAGAGUGAAGCUGAAAACAAGACUGUGAUUGAGUCAGCUGAUACUCAGUGGCUGAUUGUUUUAAAGAAGAUUCUUUCCACUCAAGAUAUGGGGCAUGAUUUUAUUAAUUCAUUAAAUUUGGUGAAUAAAAAUCUUCUAUUAAAGUUGGAAAACGUUUUUCAAGUAACUGAAGAUACUAUUGACAAACUAAACAAAGAAAAGGAAGAGCUGACAGACCUGUGGACAACCUGGAAGCUCCAUAUCAAUCAAGAAAAGUCCAUCAAACAACAAUGUUGGAAAUUUAAAGAGCAAUUUAAAGAAACUACUCAUAACUUAAUGAUUCUUGAGGAGGAUCUCAGACCUGCUGCAGCAGUUGACCUUGGGAGUAACCUUCAGAUUUUUUUAGAACUACAACAAAAAUUUAACCAAAUGAAACAACAGUUUCAGCAACUAACUGCUGAGGUUGAAUACACAAUAAAAUUAUCAGAAUUGCUGACUCUAAAAGGAGUUUCUGUUAAAGAAAAUUCUGAGAAAGUAAGUGAGCUUGCUCAUCUUUAUCAGAGGAUAAAAGAAAGGAUGACAGAAUAUGAUGAAAUCUUCAACAAGUCAGUCAAAUUCCAUCAUGUCAAAGAACAACUGGAAUGUCUCAAAAAAUCAGGAGACCUGGAGAUUCCUGAAACAAGUGAGAUCCCUGAUGAUGCACACCAAGCUAGAGUCCACCUUGCUAAUACUCAGGAAAAACAUGCGCAUAUUGGACAUCUAUAUAAACUGGCUCUUACCCUAGGAGUGGACAGCCUUUCUGCAGUGCAGCAUCCUAACUGCUUUAAUAUUUCUGUAAAGACUCUACAGCAGGAGCUUGCUACACUGGAGUGUGACAGCAUUAACUGGAGAACCAAAGCAGAUAAGUAUGAGGAGGAACUGUCGCACAACUUCCAGUACUGCACAAGUAGAGAAGAGAUAAAUGAGCUCAGAGAGUCAUUUAAAGAUCUGAAAAAGAAAUUCAACAACCUGAAAUUUAACUAUACCAAAAAAACAGAAAAAGCUCGAAAUCUGAAAGUUCUUAAGAUACAGAUUCAGCAAGUUGAAAUGUAUGCUGAAAAAAUGCAGAUUCUGAGAAAGAAGAUGGAUAAUUUAGAGAAGAAAGUUACUGGCUGUGUAAUAAAUCAUUCUGAUGGUAAAGCUGGUGUCCUCUUGGAGUCAGUCAACGAGUUACAGAAACAGCUGAGUGAAUUUGGCAGAGUUGUGGAGGAUUACAAGCAAAAUUUGGAUCGUAUUGAGCAUCUGCAGCAGAUGAUGGAAGAGUGUCAGUUUUGGUAUGAAGAAGCAAGCGCUACAGUCGUUAGAGUUGGGAAGUAUUCUGCAGAGUGUAAAACAAGAGAAGCAGUGGCAAUUCUCUACAAGCAAUUCAAUAAGUUUAUCAAACCGAUGGUGCCUCAACAAGAGGAAAGAAUUCAGCAGAUUACUGACCUCGCUAAACACUUAUAUGGUUUUGAAGAAGGAAAGAAAUAUAUUGAGAGAACAAUAAAAAGACAUAAAGAAGUUCUUGAUUCUAUUGAUGAAUUGUGUAUCUCUUUAAGAGAACUUGAACAGAUUGUGGAGGAUGUGUUAAAAGAAAAAACACCUGAUACAGGUGGUUUUGUUGAGGAGUCAGCCACUAUACCAAGAGAGCAAGAAAGAAACAGGCAGGAGACAUAUAAGAAAGUUACCAAAGCAAAGCGAGAGGUGGAGUCAGAUACACUCAUUGAAAGGCCAGAAAUCAGAAUUAAAAUGGAAAACAAUAAUAUGCUUUUCACCACCCAUCUUAAAAAGGAAGAGACGAGACUAGCUGAUAUUUCAGUUGUCUGCCCAGCUGGUGAGGAUUUCGUUUCACAGGAUAUGGUGCUGUCUCCUUCUGCCAAAGAAGAUAGUUUACAGGCUGAGAUGCUGGCAAAAGAAAUACUCUCCAGGAAGGAAUAUAAAUGUAUAUCACCUGAUGAUAUCUCUUUGCCCUUGCUUUCCGAGAUGCCUGAAUCUGACGUCCUGCAUUCUGAAGCUGAGCUGGAAGAGCAGCCCUGCUGUACUUCUCAUAGUCUGCAUGUCAACUCCUAUAGCUUGCAAAUGCAGAUAAACUCUGGCAGUAAAAGAAUGACUGAUGAGUCUGAUCUCUUAACACCUGUUGCUUAUGCUGACACUUCAAAUCAUAGAAGGGAAACCACAUCAGAUGAGUUAGAGAGAUUUUUCCCAUCUACCAUAGAUCACUAUCCAAAAUUUAGAAUGAAAUCUCCUUUGACUUGUAGUUCACCAGAAGCACCUGAAAACAUCACUGCUACCUGCACAAUACAUGCAAAGCCUGCAUAUAGCAUGAUGAGUGAAGUGUGUGAGACACAUACACAACACAAUGAAGCUCACCAAAGCAUGAAAGAAACACAAGAACAAUUGCAUGACAUUAAUAACUUUACUAAAACCCAGGAUAGGCUGCAUGCUUUGCCUGAUGCAGUCUCAGGUCUCAUGUUUCAAUCAGAUGCCACCAGAAGCUGUCAGAGGCAGAUGGUCACCCAAGAAGAGAUUAAGAGUGCAUCAGAAAAGAACAGCAUGGCCAGCCUAUCUGGACAGGCACCUAACUUCUCCAAACUGCUGUCCAAUGUAACCGUCAUGGAAGGUUCUCCGGUGACUUUGGAAGUAGAAGUAGCAGGAUUUCCAAAGCCUUCACUGACAUGGUACAAGAAGGGCCAGAAACUGACCACAGAUGAGCACUUAAAGCUUUUACAAAAGGAGACAAAGCAUGCUUUGUUCAUUCAGAAGGUGUGUGAUGCAGAUGCUGGCCUCUAUGUUGUUCGGGCUAAAAAUUCUAGUGGCACUAUCUCAUCAAGUGCCAUCCUCCGUGUGAAAGGUAACAGGCCACCUAUCACAAGAAUAGACUGGAUAAUGCUGUGUGUUAUCUAUAUUAGCGUGUCACUAAUGUACUCGCUAUUCACAUAGUAAGUGUGAUACUGGCUGCACCGGGACUUAAUUCUCACAGACUGAUGCAACAAUAAAUCAGUUAUCUUCCACUGCACCUUCACAAACUGUGUACCAAUCUGCUUGUGUGUCACACUGGAUGUUUUGUUAAUGCCACUGCUACAUCAAAUGUUCAUUUUCCUUUAGCAUAUUAAUGUUUAGUUUAAAUUUUAGUUGGGAUGAUGGACACAGUUUUGCACUCUAAAACAAGAUGUCCUAGACUUAAUAAAAAAUCUUACAAAUUGUGCUGUUUGUAGAGACCAUAAUGUGUCAAAGUGCAUCCGGGAACAUGGUGCUCAAAUCAAUUUAUAUAGCAUGCUGCUUAUUACAUCAAAUGUGUUGUUUCUGGUGACAUUUUUCUCAUGUAUGCUUUAAACGUCUCUUGGUAUGGUGUAGCUACUCAAACCCAUACAGUACAUUAUAGUAAUAUUCAUAGUGCACUGGCAUAUACCAGAUCGCUACUUUCUGUUCUAAAUAGUAGGGCUCUGCUUAAUAAAAUGUGUCUUGAGUGACUUUAAAGCAAGGGAUGGAGCCUCAGCUACUGUAAAUUCUCAUAGUUCCACUGAAGUCAGUGAAGCUUUGCUAACCUUCCCCAGCUGAGGCUCUGCCCCCUUGUUGUCGGUGAUGGUUAAGUAAGAGAAGUAGCCUCUGUUUUACAAUAUUCCCAUGACAACCAGAUGGUUUCAAAGUAAGACUUUUUCAAUAUACUUAAGCUGCCCUAUAUACCCACUGCCUCUAUAUAUGCCAUAAUUCUUAUGAUCCUUUUUUUCUCUUCUUAUAAAAUGUUAAAUGAAAGAUAUAGAUGUUUUAUACUCCCAGCUGUUAACAUGAAAAGGGACAGAUAAUCUUCUAUGCAUUGGACCUUGAGCCCAUUUUUAAUUCCUUUUUAAUAAAUUGUUUUCAAAGAGAUCAAGGGAUAUAUGCAAAGGGUUGGCUAGUGGAUAUAUUAGGAUAAAUGGUAAAAUGAAAAGGAAGGAUUUUUCUCUGAGUUUUCACUUAAACUACUGCAAUGAGAAAUGAGCUGCAACUUUAAAGUUGUAACAUUCAAAAGAGGAAUUUGCUUGCAUGCUAGUUACAUUUCACUUCUGACGAGGACAAGCAAAAUAUUGUUUUAUUAUAAACAUAGUUGCAUCAGUGUAAUAUCUUUGAUUCAAAGAAUAAUUUAUUUAAGGUUUUUGACAAAGGCAAGAAAAAUAAUUGUGCCACUGGACGACUUUGCCCAUAAAUUAUCAGCCUUCUUAAUGGGUGAGAGAUUCAACUUAUUAAUUCCUGCUAUUUCUUAUGAAACUUAGGAACAUUUAUCCAUACAGUAAAAGAAGUCGGUGAACUUUUGUAUAAUGUUUUUCUUUUAUUCUCAAUUUACUGCUUACACAUAAUGAAUUUGCUUGUGUGGGAAAUCUGUAAGGGGCAGGGAGAGACUUACAAUCUCUUGCAAAAUUUACAACAAGAAAAUGAAUUCUUGACUGCACAACAUGAUCUGAACAGAAUCUAUAUUUCAAAUACCAGGAGGCCAAUGAGGCUGAAGACAAACAUUUGGAUUUUUGGCCCAGUGGCUGCAAUUCUAUUAAAAUCUUGUGACUUUGAAACAGGAGACAUCCUCAAGGCAACACAGCCUAGCAUUAGGGAAAGGGGGAGCUGGCAGGAGGGGAAAGACAACAUACUAUGAAUAGAAUUUAUAUUACCCCUAAAUCCAGCCAUCUCAUGUAAAUGUUGUUUCAUAAGGAUUCUUCUAAGUAAGCCAGCCAUACCCUUUAGUACUUUUCAGGAAAUGUAGUUCUCAUUUUACAAUAAACUAAUUUAAUAAUUACUAACAUCUUGAAUGUUUGAAUGUUUACAGAAGAAAAAAUCAGUUUUGUAUUUGUUUCCAGGUGAUUAUAUCCACAUUCAUUGCUACAAAACAACCAACAAAACAACUGUGUUGAGAAUCCUAUUUGCAUAUGCAUUGUAAUAAGCACUGAGAUAAAACAAACCAAAGUAUCCCUCCAACGUGAUGUAAUGCGUUUCGUAUUUUGCCUGUUGUUGAAAUGUCAGCGCCUGACUGCCUGAUCUCCAUUUACAAUAAACAGAACGAUGGAGGCCAUCAGAAAGCCAGCAGAUUUGCAAUCAUUACAUGAAAAGGUGCUGUAUCUAAUUCAGUGCCAGUUCUUUUAGCACUUUUCAUCAUACUGGAUUAGAU